Messenger RNA from Electrophorus electricus (electric eel), 1738 nucleotides. RefSeq names its product ADP-ribose/CDP-alcohol diphosphatase, manganese-dependent (gene adprm). Lineage: Eukaryota; Metazoa; Chordata; Actinopteri; Gymnotiformes; Gymnotidae. The record is from RefSeq and is a predicted model, not a curated record. Gene Ontology annotation, molecular function: 2',3'-cyclic-nucleotide 2'-phosphodiesterase activity; ADP-ribose diphosphatase activity; CDP-glycerol diphosphatase activity.
ACACAGCUAAUAAUCUUUUUUUCAGAGCGAGAACGAUGUGGGGUUUUUUUUAUUCAGGAUUUGUGUUUUUUCCUAACAGACUAACUCCGGUUACAGAAGGUGGCGGCAGUGCGCCUUGCUGUCCAGUGCCAACCGGCAGAAACUCCAAGAAGAAAACUCGGUGUGUUGAUCUAGCUGGCUCAGUAGAGUUGUGACUUUUGUCUUAUGAUUCUAUAUCGUAUUAUAUCACGAUAACUCCAGUUUCGUUUUAAGUAGGUGUCGUUCCUAAACUAUACGAGUGGCCACGUAGUUGUGGCUGCGCGCCUGGCAUGUAAUGGGCCAGUUCCACACAUCUGCGCACAGUGUUAAACACGCCACCCAGGACGGAGUCCAACUGGAGGACGGCGCAGAUCCCCUGUUCACCUUCGGAGUCAUCGCCGACAUCCAGUACGCCGAUUUAGACGACGGCUUCAAUUUCCACGGCACGAGAAAGCGUUACUACAGAAGCAGCCUCCGGCUCCUGUGCAACGCGAACAGGCGCUGGGCCGCCGAGCGGGUAAGACCCAGCUUCGUCCUGCAGCUCGGAGACGUGAUCGACGGCUCCAACCGGAGGCACGGCGCGUCGCAGCGAGCCCUGCGCGCGGUCAUGGACGAGUUCGGCAACUACGCGCCCGCGGUCCACCACGUGUGGGGCAACCACGAGUUUUACAACUUCAGCAGGAGCGAGCUUCUUUCGUCUGCGCUCAACAGCGGCGCGGGCGGCGACCGGGCAGGGGACGGGGUGCAUGCGUACCACUUCAGCCCCGCGCCCGGGUUCAGGUUUGUCGUGCUGGACGCCUACGACCUGAGCGUUAUCGGGAGAGAGCGGCGCAGCGACAAAUACGAGCUGGCCUUUAAGCUCAUCAAGGCGCACAACCCUAACCGCAACCUCAACGAGCCGCCAGGCUACAGACACUGGAUAGGAAGGUUUGUGCAAUUCAACGGGGGGUUCAGCCAAGAACAGCUCGACUGGCUUCAUGGAGUGCUACUUGGCGCUGAUGAGAAGAAAGAAAAGGUCGUUGUAGUGAGCCAUAUUCCUGUUCACCCCCUGUCUACUGACGGCAUAUGCCUUGCAUGGAACUAUGACAAAGUUCUCUCCAUUCUGAACUCCCAUAAAAGUGUGGUGUGCUUCAUGGCUGGACAUGAUCACGAUGGGGGCUACUAUUUAGACACUUCUGGCAUUCAUCACCUCACACUGGAGGGGGUUAUUGAGACCCCACCAGACAGCGAUGCUUUUGGGACUGUGUAUGUGUAUGAAGACAAGAUGGUCCUGAAGGGCAACGGGAGGAUAUCUGACAGACUGCUUAUGUAUUAGUGAGGCAUAAGUUGAACAUAACAUGUUGCCAAAGUUUUAACUGCAAUAAAACAGAAGGGAUAUAUUCUGAAGACCAUUGAAAUGUAUAAUAAGGAUAGAUAGAUAGAUAGAUAGAUAGAUAUAAUUUACAUGGUGUCAGAAAUGAGAUUCAACCUACUAAUUUAUAGUUGUUUAUAUUACUUCUAAGUCAUUAAUAUUUUUCAACAAAAUAUUGUGAUCUUCAUUGCAAAUGAGGGAAUGUAUUUACAAAAUUUGAUGUGGGGAAAAUAUACACACAAUUAUUUAUACAUAAAUAUUUUUAUAUGGGAAGAUGUGUAAUAGUCCUAUGUCUGAGUGAAAUGAAAAAUGAUUAAAAUUUAUUCAGAUCAUUCAGUAAUCACUUUAAUUGAAUUAUAGUUUCCUGCA